This is a messenger RNA of Acaulospora morrowiae, 987 nucleotides long. The record is from the annotation of a GenBank genome assembly. Lineage: Eukaryota; Fungi; Glomeromycota; Glomeromycetes; Diversisporales; Acaulosporaceae.
AUGUCUUCACCUGUGUUGAUCGACGAUGUUCUGAUACUUGUAUUGGAGAUUGUUGACCAGAGAACGCUUUACUCAUGUCUUUUUGUGAGUCGUUCAAUGUAUGAAAUUGUACUUCGCAAGUUAUGGCGUUCACCACGGUUUAAGAAAUAUCAAGAUAUUUUGGUUUUUCGAAAAUGUCUCCAGGCGAGACCUCGCUUUGGAAGAUAUGUCAAAGAACUAUGUUUCAAAAACAUUGUACAAUGUAAUUUUCUUGAUGACAACCUACUGACCAGUUUAAUCAAAAGUUGCAAUUGCCUGACAAAGCUCGAUCUCAGCUUUGCCGGAAUGAUCACGGAUACGGCGUUGAUGGUGGUAUCUCAGCAUUGCCCUCAGCUCAACCACAUCUGUUUACGUGAAUGUCGUACAUUGACCAAUGAUUCGAUAGGUGCUAUCGUGAAAAAUUGCAAGCAGCUCGUCUCCUUAAAUUUCUCAAGAUGUCUCAGCAUCACACCCUCAGUUUUCGAGGACUUGAUUACCAGGCACCGAGAUCAUGUAAAGAAAUUGGAUCUCACUUUUUGCAAAUGGGUUCGAGAUGACACGGCAUCGCUCAUCAGCCAGUUUGGUUCUCUUCGUAAACUCAUUCUCACCAACUGCGUAGAAAUUACGUCCAACUUUAUGAUAAACCUUGCACCGAAUGUGCCGCAUCUAAGAGCACUUCAUCUUGGUUGGGUAUUGAAUAUUACGGACGACGGUGUCAUUCAGAUCGUGGAUCAUUGUCCAAAGUUACGAGUGCUUGUUCUUUGUGGAUGCAACAUUCAUGACGAGACUUUGCAUCACAUUGCAAAAAAACUAAAAAUGCUCGCCAAAUUGGAUGUCUCUUUUUGCACGAAUUUGUCGGACGACGUCUUACGCAUGUUUAACAUUGCGGAGUUGAGAUAUGGGGAUUCGGGAUCGCUGCAAAAAGAAACUAUGAAAUCUUUCCAAAGUGAUCACAGACAUCUGAUGUAA